AAAUCCCGGGUAAUAUUUACCCAUUCAAGUCAAAAUUUCCAAUCAUCUAAUCAAAAUCUUAUUGACGUUGUGAUACGCGAAAAGUUGUUUAUUUUAAGAUAUUUAAUUUUAAAUAACUGAUAUUAUUAAAGGACGGGUUCAAGUACUUUGUUCAAGAAAUGGAUAAAAUCAUUACAUUAGAAGAAGUUAAGAAACACCGGCGGAAAAACAGCGUGUGGAUAGUUAUCCACAAUGAUGUUUAUGAUGUAACAUCAUACCUGGAAGAGCACCCUGGUGGGGAAGAUGCAUUGUUAGAAGUAGCUGGUCAAGAUGGUACACAAGCCUUUGAAGAUGUUGGCCACAGCGAUGAUGCCAGGGAGAUACUAAAAAAAUUCAAGAUAGGAUCAUUGCCAGUAGAACAGAAAUCAACAUUCCUUCACACUUGUUGCAAAGUGAAGCGUAAACAAAGCCGUUCCCAACACAGCUCAGAAUGUUCUAUGUGCUCAAGCGUCAGCUGUCCAAAUGUACCUCAUACGGAUAAAGAGGAAAAAACAUGGCGGACAUUCGACGGAUCUCCUUCAAGUGAUCGCCUUGACAGGAGAUACGAAAAAUCAAACGGGCCCACUCUUCCCACUAGUCCUUCCGUAGAAAGAAGAGUACAAUCAAUUGUCGUCCCACGCGAAAGGCGUAGGAUACGAAGGAAACCCACCCCAUCACCACCUCCUAGGUUGGUUUUUUUCUUAACAUCUUAACACGUAGUUUCAUUCAGAUGUUCUUAAAACGACGAACAGUCAU
Pieris rapae (cabbage white) is the source of this 774-nucleotide messenger RNA. Its product is annotated as cytochrome b5-like. The transcript has 9 exons. The record is from RefSeq and is a predicted model, not a curated record. The coding region runs from base 159 to 731 and encodes 190 amino acids. Gene Ontology annotation, cellular component: intracellular membrane-bounded organelle; membrane. Lineage: Eukaryota; Metazoa; Arthropoda; Insecta; Lepidoptera; Pieridae. Gene Ontology annotation, molecular function: heme binding.